AUGGGCAAGCCUCGCUUAAUGGGAUGUCUCAUCUUACUCUGCUUUUUGAAGGUUUUCUCUGCAUCGUUUCCACAUGACUUUAACAAACCUGAUAAAGUACUCAUUCAUGAAAAUAACAAUGUUGUGGAAAUUGUGCAGUGUAGGAUGUGCCACCUCCAGUUCCCUGGGGAGAAGUGCUCUAGAGGAAGAGGAAUAUGUACUGCAAUGGCAGAAGAGGCCUGUAUGGAAGGAAAGAUCUUCAAAAGGGAUGGUUCCCUCUGGUUAAGCUUCAUGGGCUGCUUUAAGAACUGUGCUAAUGUGGAAAACAUAAAGUGGGGCACCUAUCUGGUGAACUUCAGGUGCUGCCGGGGCUAUGACAUGUGCAACGAAAAGUUUUAG
Cricetulus griseus (Chinese hamster) is the source of this 378-nucleotide messenger RNA. The record is from RefSeq and is a predicted model, not a curated record. Lineage: Eukaryota; Metazoa; Chordata; Mammalia; Rodentia; Cricetidae.